AUGGCGGCGGCGGCGGGCGCCUGGUUUGUGUACGAGAACAAAAUCAUGGCUUCUCCUAAAGUCUAUGUCUUGCAGCCUUGGGUUGCAAACCUCUUGGUGAAUUACGAGCAGCUGGAUGCCAAUGAGGAUCUCCUGGCCGGGCAGGUCCUGCGGGUUUUGAGUGACUCAACUGCUCCAGGCCAACCUGGGGUCCUCCAAGAUGCUGUCCUGCAGAUCUCAGAUGGGUCCUACUACAUCCGUGUGGUCAUUACGACCGAAGCUCUGCAGACGGAGGAAAACACCCACAUACAGCUCAGGCUGUCCAGCCUCAUUUGCAGAAUUAUCGUCCUGCAGAAGUACACGGUGUGUUUCCGGGAGGAGGCCAGGCUGGAAGACUGCGAGUUUUACCUCACGGUGCAGCGGUUCAUCGUGCUGCCCAUGGAGAGGCAGAGUUUGGACUCAUCCAAUGGGAACCAGGAGCCCUCUGUGCUGCAGAAGAUCAAGGAGCUCUGGCUGAAGAGUCUCGCUGUGAAGAAUGCUCCCAGCUCAGAGCCAUCCAUCUCUCAGCUGAUCGAUGCCAUAGGACAGAACCAGCUGGAGAUUUUGAAGGAAAAUGCUGAGGAAUGCUUGGAUUUACGGCUGCCUGAGCAGACCCCAGCAAUGGUAAAGGACGAUGUUCCCGUCACCCUGUGGGAGGCAGAGCGCAAGAAAGAGGGUGAGCAGAUCUUCACAGUCCCGACAAACACUCUGCUGAUCCUUUUUGAGGAGGAGACAGUUACUUGUGAUGCUUCCAAGGCAGGCACAAGCAAAGCACCUCCUGAGAAGAUCAGCAAAGAGACAACGGUGCCAGGCAACCUGAGUGUUGUGUCCCAAGCCAGCCUCGCAGAGUCAGCGGACUGGUCGGACAGCUCGGAGGACUACCUGGACAACCCCUGGGACACGCUGCCACCAGUAUCUUUGACCCUGAACUCUUCGGAUGAGCAGACCUUUCAACAUGACCUUUCACCAAAGACCCAGCAAGACGUGGCUGCCGACAGCAACACCCCUGACCUGCUGGAACCAUGCGGCCAGGACUGUGCUGGGGGCUUGCCGCAGGGAGAGCUGGUGCAGGCCUCUCCCUCCCUGCUCUGCUCCUACAGCCAUACCGGUCUGGUGGAGACCGACACUGUGGAGGCAACGUCUGCUGCGGAGGCAGUCGGCGAUGCCCCCUGCCUUGCGCAAAACCCACAGUUCGUGAAGGAGCCGGUUCAGUACAAAUACAAGGCACCAAGCCCUGAGCUCUGUAAACGGGUGAGAUCUGUCAGGAUCUCGAAGGCGAUGCUGUCCUGGGCAUGCUGGAUACUCAUGGGCAAGGACAUGGACUCAGAUGUGGACUCCUGA
Mesitornis unicolor (brown roatelo) is the source of this 1359-nucleotide messenger RNA. It is a transcript of the gene ACD, whose product is annotated as adrenocortical dysplasia homolog (mouse). The transcript has 14 exons. The record is from RefSeq and is a predicted model, not a curated record. NCBI's taxonomy places the organism in Eukaryota, Metazoa, Chordata, Aves, Mesitornithiformes, Mesitornithidae. The coding region runs from base 1 to 1359 and encodes 452 amino acids. Gene Ontology annotation, cellular component: chromosome, telomeric region; shelterin complex; telomerase holoenzyme complex. Gene Ontology annotation, biological process: telomere maintenance via telomerase; telomere capping. Gene Ontology annotation, molecular function: telomeric repeat DNA binding.